AUGAUACUCUAUGGGUGUCCGAUUUGGAUGCAAGGCACCGUCAGACAAAGACAGAAAUUGCAACAAAUUCAAAGGGUGGCACUCCUCAAAAUAACAAAAGCGUUUACCACAACAUCCACGGCUGCCCUCCAGAUUUUGGCGGGGAUCCUCCCCCUAGAUCUUAAGGCAGAAGAAGAACGCUUAACAUACCGCCUCCUUCACUUUAAGGAGUCAGCUAUUGAAAAUGGACUCACUAUCCUCGAAGAAUCGGCCUUAGAGCCCCACAUCAGAACCACUGCUUCGCAUCCGGCAUCCUCAGUAGACAUUAAAUGGGAUAAACUCCCGCCACUCAAUGCAGACUUAGAAAUAUUCACAGACGGGUCAAAAACCGAUUCAAAAGUCGGAGCCGCAUUUGUAGUUUUUCACAACGCUCAAGAGAUUCAUCAGGAACAAUACAGAUUAAGUGAUCACGCAACAGUAUAUCAGGCGGAAUCACUAGCCCUCAAGCAAGCGGCACUCUGGAUUAGCAGCUCAGAUUCCAUUUCCCAUUCAAUAUACACAGACAGUUUGAGUAUUCUACAAGGUCUGAACAGGAUAGGAUCACAGCCACUACAUGUCUCCUCAUUAAAAGAAAUCCUCUCGACCUUAGCCUAUACCAAGAACAUCUCCUUACACUGGGUCAGAGGACACCACGGUACCCAAGGGAACGAAAGAGCGGACGCCCUAGCGAAAGCUGCCACAGAGCUUCAGCAGAUCACAAAAGAAACCCCAGUCUCGCUCAUAACAGCCAAAAAUCGUAUCCAUGGACACUUCAUGUCAAUCUGGCACACAAGAUGAGAGGAAGGAGACACAGGCAGGUUCACCUACGACAUUUUUCCGCAAGUCAAACUGAAGAGGCUUUACUCCAGUCAUCUCUCCUUACAAGCCCUCACAAACCACGGGAGAUUUCCAUCGUAUCUAGAGAGGUUUCUGCACAGAAAUGUUAAAUGCCGCUGCGGUUCGUCGGCGACAACAGCAGAUGUCAUACACUAUCUGUCUACAUGUCCGAUUACCGCACACCUCAGGAUACCACAGAAUACAGCGCUUCUCCAAGACAAAGGAACACAAGGGUACUUCAGACUAUUACGGCCAGAAAGAAGCCAGAAGGAUUCUUCAAUUUCUUACCACAAAUAC
Molecule: messenger RNA, 1152 nt
Organism: Stegodyphus dumicola
Lineage: Eukaryota; Metazoa; Arthropoda; Arachnida; Araneae; Eresidae
Source: RefSeq, a predicted model, not a curated record